This is a messenger RNA of Chrysemys picta bellii (western painted turtle), 975 nucleotides long. Its product is annotated as olfactory receptor 6B1-like. Gene Ontology annotation, biological process: G protein-coupled receptor signaling pathway. Gene Ontology annotation, cellular component: membrane. Gene Ontology annotation, molecular function: olfactory receptor activity; G protein-coupled receptor activity. NCBI's taxonomy places the organism in Eukaryota, Metazoa, Chordata, Testudines, Emydidae. The record is from RefSeq and is a predicted model, not a curated record.
AUGGAUGCCAGAAACCAGAGUGCUGUUGCCGAAUUCAUCCUCUUAGGGUUCAAUAGCCUACGAAGCUGGCAGGCCUUUCUUUUCUUUACCUUCUUCCUCCUUGCUUAUGCCUUGACCAUAAUGGCCAAUGCCACCAUCAUCGCCACGGUGUGGAAGGACAGCCGCCUUCACACACCCAUGUACUUCUUCCUAAGCAACUUCUCUUUCAUGGAGAUCUGGUACACCACCGUCACCGUGCCCAAGAUGCUGUCCAGCUUCAUGGUGGAGAGGACCACCAUAUCUGUGUCGGGCUGCAUCAUCCAAUUCUACGUCUUCUUCUGCUUGGGAACCACAGAGUGCAUGUUCAUGGGUGUGAUGGCUUAUGAUCGCUACAUUGCCAUCUGCUACCCCCUGCGCUACCACACCUUGAUGAACAAAAAGGUCUGCACGCGGCUGGCUGUUGGUUCUUGGGUGAGUGGUUUCAUUGGCCAUUUGCCCCUCACCAUCUCUACCACUCAGUUCUUCUUCUGCGGCCCCAACAAGAUCAACCACUUCUACUGCGACCUGGCACCAGUGCUGAACCUCUCAUGCACAGACACCUCAGUCAGCGAGAGGAUAUUCUUCACCUUCGCCUGGGUCAUCAUCCUCUGCUCCUUCCUGCUCACUAUGAUGUCCUAUUGCUACAUCAUCUCCACCAUCUGCAGGAUGCCCUCCACCACUGGCAGACAACGGGCCUUUUCCACCUGCGCCUCCCACCUCACCGUGGUCACCAUUUUCUACAGCACUGUCACCUUCAUGUAUGUCCGGCCCACGGUGCGCUACACCUUCCAGGCAGACAAGGUGGUCUCCAUCUUCUACUGUGUAGUCACCCCGCUCCUCAACCCUGUCAUCUACAAUCUGAGGAACAAGGAAAUGAAGGAAGCGCUGAGGAGGCUUCUGUGCAGCAGAAGAAUGAUGAAUUGGAAGAAGGUUGGACUCAUUAACUGGGAUAGUUAG